Molecule: messenger RNA, 13494 nt
Organism: Plectropomus leopardus (leopard coralgrouper)
Lineage: Eukaryota; Metazoa; Chordata; Actinopteri; Perciformes; Serranidae
Gene: apoba
Product: apolipoprotein Ba
Biological process (GO): triglyceride mobilization; lipoprotein transport; cholesterol transport
Cellular component (GO): low-density lipoprotein particle; very-low-density lipoprotein particle; mature chylomicron
Molecular function (GO): cholesterol transfer activity; low-density lipoprotein particle receptor binding
Source: RefSeq, a predicted model, not a curated record
AGACUGAGAGGGCUGAGAAACAUCCUUUUCUUUAGUCCAUGAUGAGGUACAGCAAGCUGUGUCUGUUACUGCUGCUGAGCGGCUACACGUUGGCUCAAGGAGGCAAUGACAAUAACGCUCCAACUUCUAUGUGUCUAUUGGCAUCCAGAUUCAAGACCUUUAAGAACUACAUGUACCAGUACACCACAGAGAGCAGCAAUGCUGUGGUGGGCACUGCUAACCUUGAGAAUGGCCCCAAAGUUUCCUGUCAGGUAGAGAUCGAAGUCCCUCAGCCGUGCAGAUUUGUCAUGCACACCAGGGACUGUGCUCUCACUGAGGUGUCACUCAUGGAUGCCCAGGGCCAGCCGGUCUACAUGAACGUCCCCAGAUCUGAGGCCUUCCAGAAUGCAAUGGAAAAGAACCCUCUGAAGUUUGCUGUGGAGGAAGCCACCCGUGUGCAGCUGUACCCAGAGACAGAUGAGCCAGUCAACAUACUUAACAUUAAGAGAGGAAUCAUUUCAUCACUUAUCGUUUCCGUCAUGGAGGAUGAACAGAGUAGCCUCAUGAGCACAGUGCAUGGCCUAUGUUUAACAGACUACACGGUGAAUGCCAGGAAGGAUGUCGCCACAGAUGUGAUGCUGUCCAGAGAUCUAUCCCAGUGUGACCAGUUCUACAGCAGGGAACGAAUCAACAGCCCCUUGGCCCUACUGCAAAAGUUGCAUCGCCCCAUGUCUAAGCUGAUUACAAGCACUCAAGACUGCAACUACCAGUUUGAUAACAAGGGAAAGCACAUUACGGCAGCCACGUGCAAAGAAAAACACACCUAUUUGCCAUUUUCCUAUCAGGACAAUGGGAUAUCAUCUGUGGUGACCCAGGUUCUUAGUUUUCUAAGCUCCAAAAGGAUCAACAACAGUGUAUUUGAUGUGAACCCCAGCCAGAGCAAGCCACUCCACUUUGAAGAGCCUCAGGACAAAGCUCCAGUCCAGACCAAAGACGCUGUACUGAGCACCAUGAAGGAGCUCAUGGCUUUGGCAGGCACAGACCAGGGUCAGAAGAGAAGCAGCCUUUUUCAUAAGCUUGUGUCUAGCCUGCGUAUCCUGCAGAAUGAAACCCUGAGCAAAAUGGUCACAGAGAUGAUGGAUAUGUCAGGAUGGCUCACCUGGCAGGCCCUGUUCCAGUGUGGAACUGCAGAGUGCACCAGUGCCAUCCUCAGUGCUGUCAGGACCAUUGAUGGAGUGUCACUGGAGGUGGACGCUCUCGUCUAUGGGCUGAGUCUACAGGCUAACCCUGAUGCCUCACGAGUCCGAGACAUGCUCAGCAUGGCUCAGUAUAGACAGAGCAGAGCAAUCAUGUAUGCUCUAGCCAAUACAAUCAAGAAGUUCCAUAAAGCAGAGGUUACUCCAGUGGUCAAAGACGUGUCAGUGUUCAUGGAAACACUCCUAAAUGACUGCUCGGAAGAUAUCCUUGAUGAUGACUCUGACUUUCCCUCUGACCCAAGAAAGAUGUCCUUCCUUGUACUGAGGAUUGUUGGUGUCAUGGGUCGGGCCAUGCAGGCUGUCAGCCCCAGCCUCGUUUCCUCCAUUCUGAAGUGCGCAAAGAAAACAGACAUUCCAUUAUCAAACCAGAAGGCAGCAAUACAGGCCUUUAGGAUGAUGGAUAUCAACAAUGAGGUCAAAAAUACUUUGUUUGAGGUGUACCAGGAUGCUCUGAACCCGGUAGAAAAACGUGUAGCUGCCUAUCUGAUUCUCAUGAAGAACCCAGACCAAGCCCUGCUCAGAGACAUUCUCAACAAUCUAGAGAAUUUGAGGGAUGAGCAGCUCAAGCGCUUUGUGGUCUCCCACCUGAAGAACAUCUACGACUCCAGCGAGCCACAAAUGCAUAAACUGAAGAAGUACAUUGAGUUGGCCUUCAAAGACCAGCUAUCACCCACAAGAAAGAUACUCAGUGGCAUGUCACGCAACUACAAAAAAGACUCUCCCUUGGGUUCAGUGCAAAGUAACAUAAUCUUUGAUGCUACGGACACCUUACCUAAGGAGGUGAUGCUUGAGACCACUCUAAAGGUUUUUGACUACAACUAUGACAUCUUUGAGGUGAGUGUUGAGGGAUCAGGAUUUGAACCAACAAUUGAUGCCCUCUUUGGGGAGCAGGGUGUCAUCCCUGACUCCAUCUCCAAAGUCACGUACUGGGCAGGUGACAAAGCCCAGAUGCUCCGAGAGGUUCUGAAUAGAAUGGCCCCUCAAAGAAACAGAAUGAAAAGACAGGCCCCACAGGAUCUUUUACAAGACAUCACAAAGAGUGUCCAGAAGCUCAUGGAGGGCCUGCGUUUCUCUCCAACCCCUGAAGCCAUAGCCUAUCUUCGGCUUUUGGGAGCGGAGAUAGGAUACAUGAAGACCAGCGACAUGAGAAAGAUGGCUGAGACUCUGUCCAUGUACUACAUUGUUUUCACCAGGGUGCUACCUGGCAAGGCCUUUUCUGCUUUGACAUCUAGCACUGAAAAUGAGGUAUUUGCCCACUACAUCUUCAUGGAGACUGGCUUCUCUUUACCUACUGCCUCUGGCUUCCCAUUGAAGUUCUCACUGGCUGGUGUGUUUGCACCUGGUGUCAAAGGAGGCCUGACCCACUCACCUGCCAACAAAAUGACUGACUUGUCCAUUAUGCCCUCAGUUGGGCUAGAAGUCAUCACUGAAAUGGGUGUCCAUAUUCCAGACUAUGUGGAGGCUGGGUUUGAGAUGCACACUAAUCUGUACCAUGAGAGUUCCCUCAAUGCUAAGGUCACCAUGAGCAGAAACCAGAUGAGACUGGCUAUCCUUGCUCCUCAGUCAAAGACUCAGUUGUUCAGCAUUAGCAACAAGUUGCUUUCAGUGUCCUCUGGUCAAACAACAAUAGUGCCAUCCCUGGUGGAGGACCGGUCUGAUUCAGCUAACUGCCAUACCCUUUUCAGUGGUCUAAAAUUCUGCACUAUUGUGCGUUACUUUGAUGCCACUUCCUUGGACCAGGCCCCAUAUUACCCCCUGACUGGAGAAAGCAUCUUUGCAGUUGAAAUCCAGCCAACAGGGGAAGUUUCAGAGUAUACUGCCACCAUCACUGAUGAAACACUUAGAGAGGGUAAAAAAGGUCGUCGUAGAGUAGACUGUCUGAAGCUAUCCCUGAAGGCAGAAGGGUAUGAUUCAGCUGAGGCCACUGCAUCUCUGAAAUACAACCGCAACAAGAACACGCUCACUACUGAGGUUGUAAUUCCUAACUAUGAUGUGGAGGCAGGUAUCAAGUUGGCUGUAAGUGACAGUGACAAGAAGAUAAAAGGUAUUACCAUUGAUGUCACCAACAGAAACAUCCCACAGCUGACUUUUGUUGGACGCACAAGACAUGACAUGAUGAAGGAUGCCAUGCUGCAACUCCAGCUGGUCGUUCCAUCUCUGAAAACUGAUGCCUCUGUCACUGCAUCUCUGAAGAGGGAUGAGGAUGUGCUCAUGGACUUGGAAACACUCAUCAGCCUACCUGAGACAUCCUACCAACAGAAAGCUUCCCUCAGAUACAAUGAUGACAAGUUUGUGGUGGAACUGAAAUCAGGCCUAAAUUCAGAAAUUAAAAAACUAAUCCCAAAUGCAGAGGAUCAUCACAGGCAGAUGCAACAUCUCAUCGAUCAUGUCUUGGACCAGAAAGUGGCAAGGACUGACAUGAAACUGCGUCACAUAGUCACCAAAGGCAUUGAGGCAGGUAAUAUAUGGCUGGACAAACUGAUAAUACGCAUUCCCUAUCUUUCAAACCUGCGAAGUAAGAGGAGUAUCUCAGACCUUACACUGCCAGCUCUGCCUGAGAAACUGUUUCUGCAGUUUGACAGCUUGUUCCAAUACCAGUUCAACAAGGAUAGGAUGGUCAUUUCACUUCCUCUUCCACAUGGAGGCAAAAAUUCAGAAGAGUUGAACAUUCCAACUACUCUGUCUAUUCCCCUCAUAGAUUUACCAGAGAUAGGUCUAUAUAUCCCUGCCAAAAACUAUCCACUACCGUCAUUCACUAUAUGGCCUACUUUGGAUUUCACUGUCCCUCUUCUUGGUCUGGCUGAAGCAUCCACCAAGAUCAACAGCAACUUCUACAGAUGGGAAGGCUGCAUCUCUGGGGGGAACAACACUGUUGAUGUCCCAAGCUACAUUGCACAGUUUAAUGCCAAGUCCCAAUCACCUUUCAACCUACUGUCAUACAAGCUUGAAGGAACAGGGAUGAUGUCAGGAAGAGCUGAUGACAAUAUCAAGUAUCUUCUGAAUACUUCCUUCAGCCAUAGCCUCAUUGACACAAGCUUGAGUGUCUUAGAAACAUUAAGGGUAAACAACAAAAUGAAUGCAAGAGCCAACUAUAAGAUUGAAGUCUCUAGUCCAGUAGGCCUGCAAGCCUCUCUCUACUAUUCUGCUCAGUCAACCUCAACUCUAGAUUCAGGUGAAGUUUCCGGAGACGGCACUGUGGACGGAUCACUUGAAAUAGGUUUGUUCUACACCAAUACCUCCUACACCCACAGCUACAACCUGCGUCCAGUAGAUAGGGAGGGAAGAGGAGAGUCUACCUUGCAGUUCAACUCACCAUUCAUCAAAGUUUACAACGUGAUCCAUGGAGCCUAUGCAAACUCUGAGUUGAAUAUUGUGUCCAAAACUAAUGCCCUGGAGGAUGUCCUCAAGCAUGUAGCAGAGCUCAAGUAUAACGAUGCACAACUGAUUCUAAAAUCUAAUGCUGUUGCCUCAGCGAUGGGGAAAUCCUUCAAUAACAAAGCUGAGCUUGGUGUGUCCAGCCACAUGACCAUCCUCAGAAUUGAGUCACAAGCAGAUGAUGAAACAAAUAGGGCAUACUCACUUAUAACAGGAUCCCUGGAUUCAAAUGGGCUUCAAGUGAACUCUGAAGGUUCCUUCGCCUUUGACAUGGGUCAAGGAUUGCACAAAGCUUCUGUUAUGGUUGGCAGAAAUGGCCUAACCACAAGUGGAACUUUCGGUAUUCAGUGCAGCCCUGUCACAGUAGAUAGUAUCUUCAAUGCUGCCAUAGACAACAAUGGGACCUACCUGUCCUCCAGGACCAAAGCAAUGGCCGAGGAUAGCAGAGGAGAGCUGAACAUUGAGGGAAAAAUUACAGCUGCAGAAGCUUCUUUGAAUGGUGUCCUCAAGGGAUAUGCAUACAAUGCAUCCACAAGAAACAACAUGGAUAUUGUUCUGAACCCAAGGGCUUUGACCUUUACGAGCAACACCAUGGGAACAUUUAAGCAGAUGAAUACAAAAAAUAGCCACACAGUGACCAUCACUCUGUGGACCUUAGCCCUCCACUCCAAGACUAAUAACUUAAUCUGUGAGGAUAUUUACUACAAGCAAGACACCAAGGUUGAUAUGAAGCCAUUUACAAUGUCCUUUGAUAUGACAAAUAAUCUCAAGUUUUAUGAUGUCACUUUGAACAACGAAGCCCACAUGAAGCUUGAGCCAAUUAAAGUGGAUCUGAGUGGAAUUAUGAAGGGAGCUUAUGGAGAAAAAGACAACAUUAAACAUACCUAUGAACUCAACUAUGACAAUAUGGCUGGUACAGUGAAAUGCAGCACAUCUGGCAAUGUAAUGGACACCCAGCUCACUCACAACUGUGAUCUUGAGUUUGCUGGACUUUCUUCCAAGUCAAACUGUGAGGCACAAAUAAAUUCUGAACCUCUACAUUUUGAAAGCACCAUUCGAACCAUGGCACUGCCUUUCAGCCUCACUGUUAAUGCUCUUAUCAACAGUGAAGGAGAAAUUCAUCUAUAUGGGAGGCACACCGGACAGCUGUACAGCAAGUUGUUGGCGAAAGCUGAGCCCCUAGCUCUUGCAUACUCACAUGACAGCAGGGUAGCAACCAUACAUAUGCUUCCAAGUGGGGAAUCUUGUACUAAUUUAGACAACAAAUUUGAUGCCCUCCUGACACCAAACAAUCAAUCUCUGACCUGGAAAGUAAAAUCAAAACUGAACAACCAUGCAUAUGACCAAGAAAUCAGUUCUUAUAAUAAUCCUGAGAAGAUUGGAUUUGAGUUGUCAGGAUUAAUGUUGACAGACAUUUUCAGCAAAAUGCGCAAAGAUAAGAGAUCAAAGAGAUCAGAAAUAGAAGAAGUUAGUGUUUCUAGUUUUUUCAAGUAUGACAAAAACAGUGACUGUUAUAUCAUUUAUUUCCCAUUCAUUGAGAGCUUUCCUCUGGCUUUUGAGCAGCUCAAGAACACACUUGUGCAAACCCUAGAAUCGCUUCAACAGUUCAUCAACAGUUUAGAUUUUAAUCAGCUAAUCACUGACUUUAGAACAAAAUUAGAUCAGCUACCAAUGCAAGUGAGUGAUUUCAUGCGAGAAAUGGACUUGGAGAAUAAAGUGAAUCAAGUAAAUGCAAAACUUGAUUAUUUGAUCAAUGAGUUUUCUGUAAAAAUAGAUGACUUGGAGGUUGCGAUGGAAAACUUGCAAAAAAACAUGGAGAAUAUGGUAAUAACCACUGCCAUCAAAAUGAGAGACCUCAUCCUUACACUCAAAGACUAUGUCAAGUCUAGACACUUUACAGAUAAUAUAACAAAUGUACUCUCACAAAUUGGAAAUACGCUUUGGGCAUUUAAUGAAAAGUAUCAGAUCAAGCAAUCACUUGUCAAAGCACUUGAUGCCAUCGAGGACAUCAUCAGACAAAUUGAUUUACAGAAGCUCACAGAAAGCAAUGCUGCGUGGCUGCGAGAUUUGAAUUCUAAAUAUAGAAUCUUGGAGAAAAUCAAAGACAAACUGUCCAAAAUGAAACACGCCAUUCAGAACUUUGAUGUCAACAUGUUUUUCCAAGAUAUAAAGGAUUACCUUCUCUCAGGUGAUUUGGCCAUGUAUAUUGAGCAGCUAUCAUAUAAAAUUCCCUCCUCAGAGAUAGCAAAAGUUAUGGAAUCUAUGAAUGAUGUGAUUGUCAACUGGAUUGAUGAAUAUGAAAUCCCCCAAAAAAUCAAUGCAGUGUAUUCUUACAUUAGGGAUCUACUUUUAAAAUAUGGCCUUGAUAAUAAAUUUAAAGAAUUAAUGGUUCAGGCACUGAUUCUCAUUAAGGAGUUCAAGAUUGAAGAGACUGUGCAGUCAAUCGUAAAUACUUUGAAAUCUAUCAACCUCGAAUUUGUUUAUGAUAAAAUCAUGCAACUUCUGCACAGCCUGAUAAGCCAGUUCAGAGCAUUUGAGUUAAUGAAAAGCAUUGAUGACCUCAAUAAACACAUUUCUUCAAUUUUAAAGUCAAUGAGGGAAUUUGACUACAGUGCAUUUGUUGAUGAGACCAACAAAAAGAUUGCUGGACUAACAAACUAUAUCAAUGAGCAGAUUAAAAUAUAUGAGGUUGUCCAAAAAAUUGAGGCAGUUAGGGAAUUUAUUAAAGAGAUUCAAAGUUCCAUCUUUACAUAUCUGGAUGAACUCAAAAGCACAAAAAUGUCUGACAUGCUAAAGAAACUGAAAAAUGUGAUUGAUAAUACAUUUUACAAUGACAUUAAGAUGAAAGUGCAGGACAUCCUUGAGGACAUGCAUCAAAGAACCCUUGACAUGGAUAUCAGAAAUGAAAUGCACAUUUACUUUCAAAGAGCAAGUGAAUCCUAUAGCAAUGUGGUUGCUUACAUUUCUGUGCAGAUAAACCGACUGAUAGAGAAGAUCAGAGAUGUGGCUGACCAUGAGAUCAUCACCCAGAUGAAGCAAAUUGUAGAUGGAGUUUUGGGUGCACUGAAAAGAGCUGAGAUUGAAGUUCCCACUUUUACUAUACCUCUCACUGACCUUGUCAUUCCAGCAUUUUCAAUCAACCUGAACAAACUGCAGAAGAUCAGCAUCCCAGCUCAAAUUACAGUCCCUGAGUUCACCAUCCUUAACUCCUAUACAAUUCCUGCCUUCACCAUAGACUUUGAUCAGAUCAAAGCAAAUAUAAUUGCAAUCAUAGACAAAAUCAGAGAAUUUGAGAUCCAAACGUCUGACCCUGAGGCAAUCUUUGGUGACUUAAAAGUCCUCUACCUACCUCAAAUACCAGAUCUUACUUUAAAAGAAAUAACUCUUUCAGAAAUCAAAUUUCCUACCUUCAACAUGCCCAAAUUAAAUCUGAAUGAUUUCAAAAUCACAGUGCUUCCAAUUCCAGAGAUCAAAUUACCUGAUGUUCCCAGUAACAUUUGUAUCCCAGUUUUCAGUAAACUGCAUGGAGAAUUUAGAGUCAACUCCCCAGAUUACACUCUUGUGGCUAUAGGAAAGAUUGAGAACUCAACAUCCACACCAAAAAACCCACAGUUUACAGCCACCAUUACUUCUCUUGCCAAAUCAUCUAUCAAGCCCCUCGAACACACUUUUGAAGCCACUGCUCAGUUGGAAGCUCCCGGAAUGAAGAAGUUACUAUUCACAGAAACAAUGAAAGCGAAACAUAUGGCCUUCUCUUUUGAUCAUGAAGGGUCCUUGACACUCACUGGUGCCUCUGCUGAAGUUUCUGCAAAGACCAUGACCAAGGCCACAACCCAAAUGUACACAGCAGACUUGGUAAACAAUAUGGUGCUCACACUGAGGAGUGGAAUCUCUGCAACCAUAGACAUGACCUAUGACCACAGCUUGGACAUUCCAUCUAUUGAAACUUCAAGUCAGGCAUCAAUAAAACAGAAUAUAGCAGCCACCAUGGAAUCAGGCAAAAUUACUGUGACUAGUGAAACCACUGGUAAUGGAAAGUGGUCUGUUCAAGACUACACUGAUGAAGGUACACACAAAAGCAAUGCAAAAUUUAACAUCAAUUUUAGCACUGCCGAGUUAACUUUUGUAGGAGAAACAGACUGUAAGGCCAUGAAAUCUAGGCAAACAUUGAUUGCUGAAUCAGUGAUCUUAAGCCAUAUCAGUGUUGAAGCAAGGUGUGAAACUGAAGCUCCAUCUGUCAAAAAGAGUGUUAUGGUAUUAAAUGGACAGGCUCAUAUUGGGGACUUGAAAGUUGCAGUGAAAGCUUCUCAUGCUGCUGAAUUCACUGAAAGUCUGACUGGAUUAAUGGCCAACUCGCUGGAAUUUGUGACCCAUCCAUUUGAGAUUGCACUUGAUGUUACGAAUAAAAUAAACUCAAAGAUGUUCUUCCCCCUGAAACUUACCGGUAAGGUGGAUCUCCAGUAUGACUAUGGUGUUACACUAAACUCUGUCAAGCAGCGAGCUUAUUGGUGUACUUUGGCAAGAUUCAACCAGUAUAAGUACAAUCACAGCUUCACAGGAGAAAACAAUGAAAAGGACAUCUUAUUUUACUCAUUAGCUAAUGGAGAGGCUAAUCUGGACUUUUUGACAGUUCCUCUAUCUAUACCAGAAAUAACUGUACCUUAUCUUAGAAUUAAAACCCCUGAGGUCAGAGACCUCUCACUGUGGAAAAGUGCUGGAUUCGAAACCUUGCUUACCAUUCCUCAACAGUCAUUUGAUAUAAAUCUGAAGCUUCAUUACUACAAGAACCCUGAUACACACAGCUUUAAUUUACACCUUGAACCAAUUUACAGUGCAAUCAUUUUUAAUGCCAACAUCAUCCAUGCUCAAUUUGAUCAUUAUAGAGAAAAAGUAGUAUUACUUCUAAAAGAUUCAUACAACCAAGCAAAGUCACAGUAUAUCAAACACAAAAUAGACACUUCUAGCCAGCCUCCAAGAAUAUUCACUGUCCCUGGAUACAAAAUACCAGUAUUCAAUAUUGAGGUCUCUGCUUUCAGGGCUGAGAUGCCAGCCUUUAGCUACUUUGUUCCUAAGGAGGUCAGUACACCAAGCUUCAAAGUUCCAGCGCUGGGUUUCUAUGUGCCAUCCUAUACCCUUGUGGUACCAUCUUUGGAGUUAGCUGUCAUCUAUGUUCCAGAAACAUUAAAUGAAAUAAAACUGCCAACUUUUACACUACCAGCCAUUCAAAACAACAUUUUGAUCCCAGCCAUGGGAAACAUUACUUGUGACUUCUCCUUCAAAUCUACUGUGAUUGCCUUAAAUGCUAAUGCUGGCCUUUACAGCCAGUCUGACAUUGUUGCUCAGUUCAGUGCUUCCUCAACAUCUGUCUUUAAAAUUCUUAAUGGAAAAAUAGACGGUAUAACCAGUUUGACAAAGAAGAGAGAAAUUAAACUAGUUACCACUGUAUCACUGGAGCAUAACAAUGUGGAAGCAAACCAUGAAUGUGCUGUUAGUCUCACCAAAGAGAGCAUUGAUGUCUCCAUAGCCAACAAUGCAAAAAUCAAUCUACUUUUCCUCAAUCUAGAAUUGAAUCAGGAACUCACAGGAAACACAAAGACCAGGCUAAAUGCUACUUUCAAGAAAAAAAUUAACUACAUGUUUAACAUUCCUAUGAUUGAGUCUAUAGGUAAAGGGAACCUUGAUAUGAACUGGGCACUGGAAGCACUUUCUUCCUAUAUGUCACUGACGACCUCCACCCAAGGGAAGUCAGACAUGAUUGUAAUGGAUUGUUGUAACUUUGCUGGAGAUUUAGAGAAUGAGGCCAGUUUCUACCUUGAUGCAAAUAUAUUGCAUUCAGCUAUCAGGACAAACUUAAACUUGAACACUGAAAAACAGGACAAACAAAAGCGAAGCUCAAGCAAUAACAUCUUCCAGUUUGAUGUGAAUAAGAACUUGGUUCUUGAGGUCUCCUUGCAGCGAAUGUUUGCAACAGUUGAUUACACCAGCAAUAACAAUAUUGAUUUUGCAUAUUUCAACACAUAUGGAAAGCACAUUGUUAAAGGAGAACUAGAUUUUGUUCCCAUGGCAACCUUCAAGACUACAUUAAACAUUGAUGCAAGUCAGCCAAGUAGUUUGGCUCAUGCUGGACUCUCUCAGAGCAUCAAUCUUGACAUCAGCUUAGAGAGGCAGUCUUUCACCUGGAGUAGUAAGGAAAAGCUGACAUCUCUCAUGCAUGCUUGUGAUUUACUCAUGUCAAAUGAUGAAUCCGAAGUACGCAUGGACUUGAGUGGAUCAAUGGAAGGCCACCUAGCUUUCUUGAAGUCAGUUAAGCUUCCUGUAUAUCAGAAGAACCUCUGGGAUGUUCUCAAGUAUGGUCAAGUCACAAAUAUGGACAACUUACAGUUUCUUAACAUCUCUAGCAGCAUUGUAUACACAAAGUCAGUGGAUGGCCAGGAGUAUACAAUACCAUUUGAAUGGUUUGAAAACAGCAUCACUUUUAGGAUACCUGAGAUUAACAUUGCCAUGCCUCCUUGGGCAAAACAAAUCCCACACUCCAUAAGGAGCAUAGACAUGCAAUUUGAAAACCCUGAUGUCCCUGAUAAUAUCACUCUUCCCCCUGCAAUCUCAGUUCCAUCCUUUGAUGUGCCAUUUACCAACUUGCAUGUAGGACCCUUUACAUUUGAUCCCAAGAACCUUACCAUCCCUAAUGUGAUCACCUCUACAGCCUUUGAAAUCAUGGUGCCUGGUUUGCCAAUUCUGUCUGUGCCAAGUUAUAACAUUGAAACAAAGUAUCUACAGUGGAAAAUGACAUUCCUUUCAUUUAAGAUGCCACAAUAUGGAAUCGCAGUCUCAUCUUUCACACUACCAAAAUCCUUUACCGUUGGAGAGCACACCAUCAGCCUACAUGACAUCACAAAUCAUAUUUCAAACUUCAAACUACCAACCAUUGUCAUCCCUGAGCAAAAACUUGAAAUCCCCAAAAUUUCUCUACAUCUGCCCUCAAGUGUGUUUAUUCCAUCUUUUGGAGCCCUAAGUGCCACUCUGAAGAUUUCCUCUCCUAUUUAUAAUGUGUCAACAACUGCCAACCUGGAGAAAAAGGACUCUGGCUUUGUGACUUCUCUAUAUUCCAUCUGUACCUCAACCAUGAUCUUCUUGGAAUAUGAGUUCUCUGCCAGUGCAACCCUUGGCUUUGAUAAUGGAGUAAUCAAUGUAAAUGGGAAGUGCAACUUGAUUCACAGCGAUGUAAAGGUCAAUUGCCAACAUGUUUUGGCACAGAACCUAAGGAUGAAGCACCAGACCUCCCUGGCUAAUUCAAUGGAGUCUCAUCAUAGUCUUAAUGUUGACAUCACCAGCCGGACAUUUGUUGAUGUGAGCUUUCGCUUUGCUUUCCGCAAAGAUGGAAUAACUGCAUCUAUGUCUUGUCCAUCAUCUGGGUUCCUUGGAUUGCAGUUUCAGCAGAGGUCUCAGUCACAGUUAUAUGGAAAACUGUUCAGUCGAUACCUGUCCUCUCCUGAAAAGGAUACUGAUGUUAUCACUGCCAGAGUCACACUGAGAAAGCCUCAAAAGUUGAUCUUACAGAUGUCAUGGAAUUGGGACUUCUGUCAUGAUGUGGUUGAGGGUACCAAGGACAGGAUUCCUGCUAUGACUGAUGCUGUGUUCAAGUUCAUUAACAAGUACCACACUGACCACUUUGGCUUUGAUCUCAACCGUGGCGGCAUGAAGCUGAAAAACACAGUUUCCAAUGGCAUAGAAAGAGCCUAUCAUGAGGUGCCUAUGUUUCCUGACACACUGCAGAAUUCAAUCAAACACCUCAGUGAUGAAGGACAGGACAUGUACAGAAAAGCUUCUGAUGGCUUGAUGUCCUUGAAUGUCCAGGAUGUUAUAGACACAUUGACUCAUGAGGCUAGACAAGUCUUGAAUCACAGUGAAGACAAGAUUUAUGUCUUCUUCGAUGCAGUCAGACAGUCUUUGAGUGACACAAACUUUACAUUGCCUGGAUCUGAAGAAUGGCUCUCAAGCCUGGAGAUGUCCCAGCAAGCUCGUUGGUCUGUAUCAAGAGUCACUGACAGGACAAUACAAAGGUUUUCCAGCCUCAUGGAGAAGAUUACUAGGUACAUCAGGGACAUCAAGUUCACCUUACCUGAAACUGAUGUUGUUGUCAAUGGAAAUGUGAUCAUGGAUAAACUAAUGUCCUCUACAAGAUCUGCGUAUUAUCAGCUUAGACAUUCAGUUAGCAGGGGGUUUUAUUUGCUUCAGAAUACAGUUUAUGAUCUCCUCCAGGUAACUGCUGAAAAAGCAGAGAAUUUCAUCACCUACCUAAAAGAUGAAAAUGUGGAAAUUGCUUCUCAAGUUGAUGCCAUUCAUGCAAAGAUUCUGCAGUCUUCAAACCAACGUACUAAGGAGGCGAAGAGAUUUGUGGCUGAGUAUAAAGACCACGCCAAACUGAAGAUUCAAGAGGCUUAUACUGCUUUAAGUAUGGAGCGGGUUAAUACCAAUGCCAAGGAGUUUAUCAGUAUUUUGCAGUCACCUCUCUACAGAGGACUUAAUGAAACUAUAGAUCUACUGAGUAGGACAUCCCUUAGCACAGCACCAUACAUUAGAGUGAGCAAUAAAAAGAUGGACAUUGAAAUUCCUUUACCCUUCCUCUGGAAGGCUAAAAGUGAAUGGCCAAUGUGGUCCAGUCAGUGAGUGAUGGCUCUCCUGUGGUAUCAUAAUAACUGACUUAAUUUGUCUGUGAAUAAAAUGACUUUUGUGUAAUGCCAUGAAACAUGUUUAAAUGUGUUUUAACUUAUGAAAUAUAGACAGGCUUUUCAUACGAGAGAUUUCUUUAAAUUUGACAAUUGAUAAAAUUAUGACCUACCACGUUUGUUCGAUGAUUGUUUUCAAUUAAACAAUGAUGAAUACA